AUGUUAGCUGAGUCGGAAGAUAGCGACCUGACCCCAACAAGUCCUUGUAACACCCAAACCGAUCGGAGGGUUGGCAACCCUGACUACCGCUAUGAUUAUUUCUCCAGCCAAACAGUUUCGUUUAUUUUGGUGUGCUGCGUUCUCGUGGCUUCGACAAUAGCAGAACCUCCAGUGGAUAACAGAUACCUUCCACCACAAUCUUUUAGUUCAUCCCCAUCGCAAGCAUACGGCGCUCCGGCUUUUGGUCAGAGGCAAACUGGUGCUGGGUUCAGAACUCGCCCUUCGUCAACGUACGGCACCCCAUCAAGAUCUCAAUCUCUCUCUAACCAAUACAUACCUCCCCGAUCAUCACCAACUUCCCAAUACCAAGCACCGUCUUCCCAAUACCAAGCACCCUCAUCCAAAUAUCAAUCGCCCUCAUCUCUGUAUCAAGCGCCGUCUUCCCAGUAUCAAGCACGCUCUUCCUUCAACCAAGCAUCGUCUUCCUUGUACCAAGCUCCAGCAAAUCAGUACCAAUCACCGUCAUCUCAGUACGGCUUGCCAAGCCAAGCUCAACGUUCAGCUAGUGGAUCUUACACUGCACCGUCGCAAGAAUAUGGAUUACCUGGACUAGGAAGAGGAGGCAAUCAAGCCGUAUUCGGAGGUAAUGACUUGAGUCAAAGCAGGCAGUAUCUGCCACCAGGCAGGGGGUACGAUGACGGCAGCAAUGGGGAACCCGCAAACUAUAGCUUCGAGUACAUGGUGCAGGACGAUUACUCGGGCAAUGACUUCGGACACCGCGAGUCGCGACAGGGAGACCGUGCCGAGGGAGUUUACUAUGUGCUGUUACCUGAUGGAAGGAAACAGACGGUACAAUACGAAGCGGACGAAGAAGGAUACAAACCGCGGAUAUCGUACGAGGACACCGGCCGAGGAGCGGGCUACGACAGAAACAGCCAAGCUUACAACAACCAGUAUAACAACGGACCAUAUUAACUGGACCAAUUUAAAAGCUACCUACAAUCUACAUAUUAACUUAGAUACCAAUUAGAAUCGAUUUAGAAAUGGAUAAUCGAUUACGUUCGGCAUCCUAUGCUUACAAUAGACGUAUUAGGAGUAAUAGAUCACUUACGUACUUCGUUUUCAAUGCUAUGCGUUACAAAACCUUAUCCGAUAAAUUAUAAGAAUCUUGGUACUUGGUACCUACCUAUUAAUAAUUUAAUUUAUUUUCAUCUCAAAUCUCACCUAUGCUUAAUAAUAGUAAUUUGUAAAUAAUUUUCUACGACUAUGCUAUGAUUUAAUGGAUUUUGAAUAAUUGUAUUUCUAUUAUACAGCUCGUGCUGAUUAACUUGACACCUGGCUCGAAUGAUGUUGGUACUGUGAUUGUGCGGUUGUAUUUGGUAGCCAGGUGUCAAGUUUAAUGCGCACGAGUUAUAGUACUCAGGUACUAUAAUGAAAGGCCAGUAACACCAAAUUAGAAAUAUACUUGUGUGUUUUUUAUAUUAUUUAUUGUAAAUAUACAUACUUCGACAUG
Molecule: messenger RNA, 1513 nt
Organism: Bicyclus anynana (squinting bush brown)
Lineage: Eukaryota; Metazoa; Arthropoda; Insecta; Lepidoptera; Nymphalidae
Product: pro-resilin-like
Exons: 7
Coding region: 1-975 (324 amino acids)
Cellular component (GO): extracellular matrix
Source: RefSeq, a predicted model, not a curated record